This is a messenger RNA of Cooperia oncophora, 201 nucleotides long. The record is from the annotation of a GenBank genome assembly. NCBI's taxonomy places the organism in Eukaryota, Metazoa, Nematoda, Chromadorea, Rhabditida, Trichostrongylidae.
AUGGGAGACUGGGCGUUCAUUCCAUUCGGAGAUCCUAAGAUAGAAGAACUUUUGGAAAAAUACAACGCGAGAACGAUACCCGGUAUGCGCAUAAUCAAGCCAGAUGGAACUGUCGUAGUAAAGGAUGCUCGUACUGAAGUACAGGAAAAGGGCUCUGAUCCAGAAGCUUUAUUUGAAGAAUGGGAGGCAUUCUACAUGUAA